Messenger RNA from Suillus clintonianus, 1692 nucleotides. RefSeq lists its product as uncharacterized. The record is from RefSeq and is a predicted model, not a curated record. The transcript has 6 exons. NCBI's taxonomy places the organism in Eukaryota, Fungi, Basidiomycota, Agaricomycetes, Boletales, Suillaceae. Bases 1 to 1692 code for a protein of 563 amino acids.
AUGGUUGUUAUAAAGCCAAACCACUAUCGAAUGGUUCCCGCAGCAACGCAGCCUGCAGCUGCGACUCAACCUGCAUUGCCAUCGCAGGUACCACCGCCAGCUGCUUCACAGUCGCAGGCAGAUGUAAGCAUGGACCGUGCGCCAGCUGCUUCACAGUCGCAGGAAGAUGUGGGGAUGGACCGUGCGCCAGCAGGAUCUGCGAAUGUGCGAAGGACUCAUCAGCAACCGGCCGCGGUGGGGAAUAGAAAAAGCACCCGAGUUCGACGUGCCCCCAAGCAACACAAUGACACCUUCCAUGCACGCGCCUUACGCCCGAUUGACCCCGAUCAAGCACGAAGACACAUGGAGGUCGAUGAAGGUGAGGAGAUGGUCGUGGAGCAGCAAAAGGAGGUUUCAGAGAUAUCGGAGGAAGCAACGUGUUUUGUAUAUACUGCCACGAUAUCGGAUCAUUCAUUUGGACGUGCAUUGUGCCAACCUGUGGGAAUCAACGUUUGCGUCAGGAAGGAGCAUGGAGAUCAUGGAUGCGUGGACGCUACGCCAAAUCCACGUACUGGCAGGCGAUUGGUUACAGAAGAGACAUUCAAGUGCCCUCAGUGUUAUCGCAAUGAAUCUCAACCCAUUCCGUACAUCAUAUAUGGAUACUCAGUAAGGCAAGAUUAUCUCCACCGGAACUACUUCCCCCUUCUCGCCAUCUUCUUGACUUGGAGCGGAUUUGGCAGUCCUUAUGCGUCCAACAACGUCCAGGCCAUGCUCAAGGCGCAGUUCACCGUCGAUCCAUCUAGGCUACGCAUAGCUACAAGAGCUCUCAAAUCUGGGAACAACAAUCCACGCGCCAUGGAUCCCCACUUUCAGUGGCUGGAGAGCGUGAAGUACGAAGGAAAUCUCUUACUCUUCAUCAAUACCCAUUCGGAUACCGAGACUGGUGACCUUGUCGUUUCCGGUAACCCGAAGCACGCUGGGUCUGUACCGAUUCAUGAGCUGAUAGAAAACUACAUCGGAGACCAUCAUCUGGCAGCUGCCGCACAGGCGAUCGCAUCAAUCAACUCGAAGCCUGGGGUUGGCCCAUGCACUCGUGGCCUUGUCAUCUGCACGUGUGGAGCGACUGGGAGAGUGCCCAAAAGUGCCGAGCUGUUGAAGAGUUUCGUCGAGAAUGACAUUUUUGAUUUUGUUCUCACUUUUGCAGGCGUCUAUACCAUGGACACAAUCGUUGCGCCCGCCUUGACCCGGUUCGUCGAAAAUGUGUACAUCUACGACAUGAAGAUCUGGGACGCACUUGAAAAGUCGUUCGGCGAGGAUCUUCACGCACUCAAGCAGGCGCCAGUGAUGUUGGCGUUCGCCGACAUACGUAUUGGCCCGAACAAUACUCGCGAACGUGUGGUCGAUUCACGGGUGCUCGCGUACUCGAACCUCUUGGAUGGCAGGCCUUGGGGCCUGGAUAUAUUCCGUUGCUUGAACGCAAAAUGUGGUGCCCCAUCCUACAACAUCAUCUUUCACCCUUACGGCAAAAAGUACUAUGGGAGGUACUGGUUGAACACGAACAUCAGGUAUACCUGCCUCCAGUGCCGCAUGACCGUAAACAAGAUCCCAUGUCCAAAAUGGAUCCACGCAGCUUUCUCUCAGAAUUAUGGGCGAGUCUGGUAUCAGUGGCCACUGACUGCAGCACAAUUACGCGACAUUGGUGUCACGCGAUGA